Microthlaspi erraticum is the source of this 591-nucleotide messenger RNA. The record is from the annotation of a GenBank genome assembly. NCBI's taxonomy places the organism in Eukaryota, Viridiplantae, Streptophyta, Magnoliopsida, Brassicales, Brassicaceae.
AUGGCCUUGAACGUCGGAAACCGAAUCAGAUUCCUGAGUUUCGUGAAGCUUCCACGCAUCCCUGCUUCACUAUUGAGAACCCACAAUCAUAGUAGCCUCUCCGCUCUCCUUCACCAUCGAAAUCCUCCUGAUAUUCCGUUUCGUCGCCGUUGCAUCUCCGUCGUUCAUCGUCGCUCUCCUUCUCUUCUUUGGCUUCGAUCAUCUCCUCCUCUGUCCUCCAUGACCACUCAGGCUGAAUCUGGAGCUCCCCAGCAAUCGGAUUCUUCCAAAACGGUGACUCCUCCUCUUCCUUGGCUUUUUGAACACAAGUUGAGAUUUUGUUUGGUGAGGAUGGUGAUAAAGGGAAGAGUACAGGGAGUGUGCUACAGAAACUGGACUGUCGAGAAUGCAGAGGAGCUCGGGAUUAAGGGAUGGGUCAGGAACCGCAGGGAUGGUUCCGUGGAAGCGCUCUUCUCUGGUCCACCUGAAUCUGUUGAUGAGAUGCAUCAGAGGUGUCGCCGUGGCCCUCCUGCAGCCAUGGUUACUGGAUUGGAGGCUUUCCCUUCUACUGAAGAAGCAGGAACAAGUUUCGAAUACAGAUCAACCCUCUGA